AGUGUAUAUAUAUAUAAAUAUCUUCAGAAAGUGGUGAUCAUACCUUGCGUUUGGGAAUAAGAGGAGGUGAUUGCAGUGGUGAUUGAUUGCUUAAUUUGCGGCUUUAAAGAUUGGAGACGGUGGAGAAGAAGAAGAAGAAGAAGAAGAAGGAUGGCGCAGCAGCUGGUGGCAACAAUGAACAGAAGUGCAGAGGGGACAAUUGUCUGUUAUGCACCAACCAUGAUAACAACGAAUGGUGUAUGGCAGGGCGAUAACCCUUUAGAUUUCUCUCUCCCUCUUUUCAUCUUACAAUUAACUCUGGUUGUUGUCACCACUCGUAUUCUUGUUUUUCUCCUCAAACCCCUUCGCCAACCUCGUGUUGUCUCUGAAAUUCUGGGUGGAGUAAUAUUAGGUCCUUCAGUGCUUGGGAGGAACACUAAAUUUGCAAAUGCAAUAUUUCCUCUAAGAAGUGUGAUGGUGCUUGAGACAAUGGCGAAUGUGGGUCUGCUUUAUUUUCUGUUUCUGGUGGGAGUAGAGAUGGACAUAACAGUAGUCCGGCGCACAGGGAGAAGGGCCAUGCUUGUUGCUGUUGCUGGUAUGGUUUUGCCAUUCUUAAUUGGUGCUGCCUUCUCCUUCGUUCUUGACCAAAAAGGUCAAAGUAUGACACAGGGAACUUUUAUCCUCUUCCUUGGGGUUGCCCUCUCUGUCACCGCAUUCCCGGUACUGGCUCGAAUCCUUGCCGAGCUCAAGCUCAUCAACACGGAGCUUGGCCGUAUUGCCUUGUCAUCUGCUCUUAUCAAUGACAUGUGUGCUUGGGUGCUCUUAGCUUUAGCAAUUGCCUUGUCUGAGAACCAAUCUACUUCUUUGGCUUCCCUCUGGGUGAUACUGUCGAGCGUGGCCUUUGUUGCCUUUUGCAUUUUUGUUGUCCGUCCGGCAAUUGAAUGGAUAAUUCGGAGAACCCCAGAGGGAGAAAAUUUCAGUGACUUCUAUAUAUGUCUCAUUCUAACUGGGGUUAUGAUCUCAGGCUUCAUUACAGAUGCCAUUGGUACACAUUCUGUUUUUGGAGCUUUCGUGUUUGGCCUUGUAAUUCCAAACGGACCGCUUGGCAUUACUCUCAUAGAAAAGCUUGAGGAUUUUGUUUCAGGACUUCUGCUCCCUCUCUUCUUUGCCAUUAGCGGACUGAAGACUAAUAUAUCAGCAAUAAAGGAAGCAUCCACGUGGGGGAUUUUAAUGCUCGUCAUUGCUCUUGCCUGUGUCGGAAAAAUUGCUGGAACUGUCCUCGUUUCAAUGUUCUACCAGAUGCCAAUACGCGAAGGCAUCACUCUCGGUUUGCUCAUGAAUGCAAAGGGUCUUGUUGAAAUGAUUGUCCUCAAUGUUGGCAAGGAUCAGGAGGUGUUAGAUGAUGAGUCGUUUGCAAUCAUGGUGACCGUAGCUGUGGUUAUGACAGCAGUCAUCACACCUAUUGUAACUACAAUUUACAGGCCGGCAAGGAAGUUGCUGCCAUACAAACGACGUACAAUCCAGAGUUCGAAACCAGAUGGAGAACUACGAGUGCUAGUCUGCAUUCACACACCCAGAAAUGUGCCAACAAUCAUCAACCUCCUCGAAGCCUCUUACCCCUCCAAAAAGUCCCCAAUAUGCGUCUACGUGGUCCACUUAGUAGAACUCACUGGCCGUGCAUCUGCCAUGCUCAUUGUCCAUAACACCAGGAAAUUUGGCCGACCGGCUCUCAAUCGAACCCAAGCUCAGUCCGAACACAUCAUCAAUGCAUUUGAGAACUACGAGCAGCAUGCUGGGUGCGUCUCUGUUCAACCCCUUACAGCCAUUUCCCCUUACUCUACCAUGCACGAAGACAUUUGCAAUUUAGCAGAAGAUAAACGAGUCGCCUUCAUAAUCAUCCCUUUCCACAAACAACAGACCGUUGAUGGGGGAAUGGAAGCUACAAACCCGGCCUUUCGAACGGUGAAUCAGAAUGUGCUAGCAAAUGCACCUUGCUCAGUUGGUGUUCUCGUUGACAGAGGCCUGAACGGCUCCACACGCUUGACUGCAAACCAGGUCUCUCACAACGUAGCUGUGCUGUUCUUUGGAGGACCAGACGACAGAGAAGCAUUGUCCUAUGCAUGGAGGAUGUCCGAGCAUCAGGGAAUAACCCUUACAGUAGUGCGGUUCAUUCAUGGUGAGGAUGUAGAUGGGCAUGCAGCAUCUCAGCUAGAGGGUGGCGGCUCCGGAAUGUUAACAGUGGAAACAGAGGAUGAAAGAGAGAAGCAACUAGAUGAAGCGCUUGUAAACGAUUUCGGAUUGAAAAACAUGAAUGAUGAAACCAUUGUCUAUACCGAGAAGGUGGUGAGCAAUGGGGAGGAGACAGUGGCUGUGAUAAGGUCAAUGGACAACGCUCAUGACCUGUUCAUUGUUGGGAGAGGACAAGGAAUUAUAUCACCCCUCACGGCAGGAUUAACCGACUGGAGUGAGUGUCCGGAGCUCGGUGCAAUAGGGGAUUUGCUAGCUUCGGCAGACUUUGCAUCCACUGUUUCAGUUUUAGUAGUUCAACAGUACGUUGGGAUGGGGCCGCAAGGGGAGGGGCUUGGUACGCCGGAUAGCACAGGACAUGUAAUUCGGCAGUAACGAGUAGGUAAGCCCAUGAUACUAGUUGGUCAGAAGCUGUGGUGCCUCAAUGACUCCCAAGAAACCAUUCCAGGGGAAAAGAGAAGAUUAAAAAAGAUAAAAGAGAGAGAAUCACAACUUGGAAAACCAUUUUUGUUUCCUUGUUUGCAAUUCAAGGGCAUUCUUGAUUACAGAAGCAUGUAUAAUUAAUGUUCUGUCUUUCUGCAACUAAUUAGAUUUGUGGUUUUUAGGUUUUCUUU
Molecule: messenger RNA, 2840 nt
Organism: Juglans microcarpa x Juglans regia
Lineage: Eukaryota; Viridiplantae; Streptophyta; Magnoliopsida; Fagales; Juglandaceae
Product: cation/H(+) antiporter 15-like
Exons: 3
Coding region: 151-2601 (816 amino acids)
Biological process (GO): regulation of pH; proton transmembrane transport
Cellular component (GO): membrane; endomembrane system
Molecular function (GO): antiporter activity
Source: RefSeq, a predicted model, not a curated record